Molecule: messenger RNA, 2232 nt
Organism: Schistocerca gregaria
Lineage: Eukaryota; Metazoa; Arthropoda; Insecta; Orthoptera; Acrididae
Gene: IP3K1
Product: inositol-trisphosphate 3-kinase homolog
Exons: 9
Coding region: 568-1917 (449 amino acids)
Biological process (GO): inositol phosphate biosynthetic process
Cellular component (GO): cytoplasm; nucleus
Molecular function (GO): inositol tetrakisphosphate kinase activity; inositol-1,4,5-trisphosphate 3-kinase activity
Source: RefSeq, a predicted model, not a curated record
AGUAACUUGCAGAAGCGGUGUUUGUUUCACUCAACUUAAAAUAUUUCCACAUUCAUUAUGCUUUUGAGGGUGCGAUAUUUACAAGCGUCAGUAUUAUUGCCCUUGCGUCCGUUUACACUUAAGAGAGAGGAACAUGGAAAGAAAUUAUUUUUUGCGAAGAACGUUCAGUGAACGUACAGAAUAAAUAUCAUAUGUUUUGUUUUAUACAAAUGAAGGAAGCUAUGUUGUCACUAGUAGAUCAACUGCAUUGGAGAAGAAAACAAACAAUAGCGUCAAAUGCUCGCUACUGAUUUAUUUCCGAAGACACAUGUGAACGACGUUUACGAGAUUCUAUUGAUGACUAUGAGACUAGAUCUUCAUGCAAGAAAAAAAUGUAUUGUAAUCACUCAUUAUAAGAAAAACAGCGCAAUUAAUAACAAAAAGGAUUGUUCUGCUUUGUGUUCAAAAUACAUGCUGCAUAGGUAGUACAGAACUGGUUCGUGUUUGUCAAGUACCCUACAUUUGUUUAGGGUUUGGUCUGACAUCUCGCGGAAAGCAUCGAAAUUAGUCAGUGUAGUGUUUGCUACGAUGGCAUCUGUAGCGACUCAGUUCCCGCCUCCAACAUAUUCAUCAUCGUAUUUUAUACGAAAUAUAUUCAAAGAGGAUAACACGAACGUGUCAGGAACAGUUUCUAAAGCAAGACUUUCACAGCUUGGAGAUUAUUUAGCAACGUUCUUGUCCAAGCGUCUGACGAACGACUCGGCAGAGAAACGAAAGGCGCCUUGCGACAAUGCUACCGCUGCGGAUGUGAGCGACUUCUGGCGACAAGCGUCGCCCGGGCCCACGGCGCUGAACGCCUUCCGCCGCUGGCGCCGAGGUGGCAGCAGCAGCAGCAGCAGCGGCAGCAGCAGCAGUAGCGGCGGCGAUGGCUCGUCCGGCCGGCAGCCGGGCUCGGACGCGGCGCCCGAGGACGACCGCGCUCUCCUCAAGUUCCUCGCGCUGAAUGCGCUGGAGCUGAGCGCGCCCGCAACGGACGUGCUGCUGCAGAGCCGCGCGCGCUGGUUCCAGCUGUCGGGCCACCCCGACUGCUUCGCGCCCGCCGGCCCGGGCACCAUCUGGAAGAAGCGCAGUGGCGGCGAGGACGACGCCGAGCGCCGCGUCUACGAGGCGCUGGGCGCAGACCCCCUGCUGCGGGACCUGGCGCCGCGCUACUUCCGCGAGGUCACCUUCCGCGGGCAGCGCUUCAUCGAGCUGCAGGACCUGCUCGCCGGCUUCCGCGACCCCAACGUCAUGGAUGUCAAGAUGGGAACGCGCACCUUCCUCGAGUCCGAGGUGUCCAAGACUACGGCGCGGCACGACCUUUAUCAGAAGAUGGUGCAAGUUGAUCCAAGUGCUCCCACACCAGAAGAACAUGAAGCUAAGGCUGUUACGAAACUGCGUUACAUGCAGUUUCGAGAACAACAGAGCUCUACUUGCAGUCAUGGAUUUCGCAUAGAAGCAAUGAAAUUUCGUGGAUCACCACCAGUCACUGACCUUAAGAAAGUAAAAUCUCGAUCAGAACUACUCGCAACAGUGGCACUUUUCUUAGGUGGUCGUGAAGAUGUAAGGCAGAGGUUGGUUGCGAGACUACGAGAAAUAAGAACGAAAUUCGAGCAGUCGGAGUACUUCAAAAGACAUGAGGUUGUCGGUAGCAGCAUAUUCAUGAUUUAUGAUGACACAAAAGUUGGAGCAUGGAUAAUUGACUUUGCCAAGACUCACCCUGUACCCCAAGGAGUGGAAGUCACUCAUAGGAAACCAUGGAUUCAAGGGAACCAUGAAGAAGGUUUCCUGUUUGGUCUUGAUUCACUCAUUCGUGUAAUGGAAGAAGUAGAUCUGAAACAGCCUCCAGAUUUUAAAAAUCCCAUCAUCCCAACUACCUCAGUUCAAUUGAAAUCCUGAAUGGAUGGACAGUAAUUUAAGUGCCAGUGUAAAGACUGAAUAACGGGGACCAGAUGCCAGUGAAGCGGUAGUGAUGUGUUGCUACAGUUUCCUGCAGUGUUUUUUGUGAGAAAGUGAAUUAGAUGGAAGGACAGACUUUGGGAGUCUCUGAUAAACUGUUUACUCAGUGCAGAGAGAUCUUUCAUAAUAUGUAGGAAAUGUAUGGACAUUAAAACUGUAAACAAAGUAAGGUAUAUUAAAUUUCUAUGAAAAUUUGCAAACAGCUGUAUCUCCAAAAAUUACAGGUGAUUGUAAAUUUGUACAUUUUUGUAUUUA